This is a messenger RNA of Amyelois transitella, 1186 nucleotides long. RefSeq lists its product as uncharacterized. The transcript is spliced from 5 exons. The record is from RefSeq and is a predicted model, not a curated record. Lineage: Eukaryota; Metazoa; Arthropoda; Insecta; Lepidoptera; Pyralidae. Bases 318 to 1085 code for a protein of 255 amino acids.
UGUACCUAUUAACUUUUUGCGACAUUCAUACGGAAAAGAAAUAUAAAGUGGUCCUAUACUAGAGUUCCAGGAACCAUACGACACUCAUGACAUAAUAAUUGCGUGCAAAUGGAACCACUUAGCAUUUUUCUAUGUAAGUCACUGGUAUACUAGCCCAAUUAUCAUGCGCAUGCGUUCUUCCCCCUUCGAUGUCAUCUCCAACCAUGACGAAGUAAAAGUGCUCUUACGUAAAUCAUUUGACAAUACUGUUUCCCCAUACGAUUGUUUUGGACCAAGCUUCGGAACGCCCUGUAUAUAUCAUGAAUGUUGUGUAGAAGAUGCCCAGUGGUAUACGAGAAUUUCUGAAGAUGAGUAACAAAGUGGAGGGAGUUUGUGUCCUAUUUUUGUUGGUGUCGGGGUUGGGAGUCAGAGCUGAUUAUGGAAAUGAUGGUUUUGAUUUCAGAGGCUUCAUGCCUAGCGCUGGGUACAGGACGGAAGACCAGCUAGCUGAGCCCUCGGCCAGGGUGGACAAGACCAGAGAGGAGCCUGAGAGGACGCAGAGGUUUGGGAUAUCCUCUUUCGGUAGCACAGGAAGUGGUGUUCAGGGUGGGUAUGGUGGAUCAGCUCCAGGUCUUUAUGGACCAGUGAAGAUUGACCUUGGCGGUGUUCUAAUUGGUACCAUCCUUGGGUUCGGAGCAGUCAUCGUGUUGCCCAAAAUUAUACACGCUCUGUCUUAUGGCUACGGCGGGGGGUAUGGGAGAAGCUUGGAAACCGACGUGAGCCAAAUAUCCAACAUGCUGAAUAAGCUGGAUGAGACUCUAAGCAAGUACAAUAUAGACUCCUCCGCGUGCAUGCAGCGGCUGACCUGCUCCUACGUGCAGCUCGCCAACGAAAACAUGAUCACAGGGAAUGCUACAGAUUUUGAUGCUCUUCUUUCGUCGAUGUCAAGCAAUUCCUUGAUUCGACGCAUGCUGGACGGAACUACGAUUUAUGAAGCAAUAUCUGCAGGAAGAUCCAUGGAUACGGAUUGUCAAGUAGUCUAUCCCAAAUGCAAGCUAGAUAAAAAAACUGUCGUCAAAAUGCUGACUCAGCUUUUACCUUCUUAAUAAUAAAUUUAUUUUGUAAUUACUACUCUACUGAUGUUCAAAAAUUAACUUUAAUAAAAAUCAAUUUAAAAACAUUAAAUUGUGUUUUUUAUAGUCUUUAA